UCAUGUUUAAUUAUUCCGGGAUGUUGCCGAAAAGUUAAAGUUUAUAUUUUCAUCCACCAUUGCAAGUACUAAGUACCAGAAAUAUCUAAACUGAACCAGAGAUCUCAAAAUAAUAACAUAGUACGUAUUAUUUUUAGCCGCAGAACCUCAUAAGAAAUACAGUGUUAUAACUGAUGAAAAAAGGAAUUUCCUUAUUAAAUAGGUCUUAGAAGAAGGGGUUUCUGUCAAAUUAGCUGCUGAAGCCAAUGAAAUUAAAUUAUCGACAGCCAAAGCCAUUUUGAAGACUUAUAAAACCUAAGGGAGGAUUGGCAAAAAGAAAGAGCGCUAAAAAAGACCAAAGUUGAACAGAAAAACUGUCGAUAAACAAUUAGAUUAAGCAACAUUAAUUAAGAAGUAAUUGCCCAAACUUGGUCAAAAGUAUUGAUUUAAUAUUAAGUUAGUUUUAUUUACUAUCCCUAUAGCUAUUAACCUCCCCCUAUAUUUUAUAAAAUUGAGCAUUCUAAUGAUAUUAAAACAGAAAUUUGA
Molecule: messenger RNA, 525 nt
Organism: Paramecium pentaurelia
Lineage: Eukaryota; Ciliophora; Oligohymenophorea; Peniculida; Parameciidae
Source: the annotation of a GenBank genome assembly